Molecule: messenger RNA, 4596 nt
Organism: Metarhizium album ARSEF 1941
Lineage: Eukaryota; Fungi; Ascomycota; Sordariomycetes; Hypocreales; Clavicipitaceae
Product: phospholipid-translocating P-type ATPase domain-containing protein
Exons: 3
Coding region: 1-4596 (1531 amino acids)
Biological process (GO): phospholipid translocation
Cellular component (GO): plasma membrane
Molecular function (GO): ATP hydrolysis activity; ATPase-coupled intramembrane lipid carrier activity; ATP binding
Source: RefSeq, a predicted model, not a curated record
AUGAGCCCACCCACGAGUCCAGACCCUGGCCCGGAUGCCAUGUUGUCAAACGCCCAGACCCAGAGAGCACGAUGGGCGACCCGGAAGAUGACGGUCAAGAGCAGCCGCACCAAGCGGCUGUCCCUCCUGAACCGCGUGCACAGGAGAAUGCACUCCGAAAAAAGCGUUACCGGAGACGACGGAAACGGUGCGCCGUUCGAAGACCGUGACCCUCACCACAACGGCGGCGGAGACGAACAUCACAGUGACGACCCGCAAGACGAGACAGACGACGAGUCUGACGACGAGGACUCGACUCGCACUCUGUACUUCAACAUGCCCCUCCCUGAUGACAUGAUUGAAGAUGGCCGCCCUAUAUAUUCCUUUCCCCGGAACAAGAUCCGUACCGCAAAAUACACGCCGCUGUCCUUCAUUCCUAAAAAUCUGUGGUUUCAAUUUCAUAACGUGGCCAACAUUUUCUUCUUGUUCUUGGUCAUUCUUGUUAUUUUCCCCAUUUUUGGCGGCGUUAACCCGGGCUUGAACGCCGUUCCCCUGAUCGUCAUCAUCGUCCUCACCGCGGCCAAAGACGCUAUAGAGGACUACCGGAGGACCAUACUGGAUAUCGAGCUCAACAACGCCUCUGUCCACAAACUGCACAACUGGAACAACGUCAAUGUUCAAGAAGAUAAUGUGUCAACGUGGCGAAAGUUCAAAAAGGCCAACUCGCGCUUCUUUGGUUCUAUCUGGCAUGCCGUCGAAAGCUUAUGGUCCAAAAAGGCCAGGACGCGUCGAGCCGAGCGCAAGGAACGCAAGCGAAACCCCCAGAUGGAAGAGGAGGCCCGUCCCUCGAUAGAAACGGUCCGGACACGGAGGUCGAUUCGCGAAUCCAUUGCCUCGCCCUUCGGAAACCGGGAACCGUUUGUCGAUGCUCAGGAAGAGAUUCAGAUGACACCGGUACCAUCCCCGACGCCUGCAAAUGGUGUCCCUCACGUUCAAUUCCCUGACCUGGAAGAUGCAAGGCGUGCCGCUGCUAUCCAAGACAUGAAAUCUGACCUGAUCAACUACACGAAGCCAUCCAAGGGCGCGCGUUUCAACAAGGAUACCUGGAAAGGCCUCAAGGUUGGUGAUUUCGUGCGUAUUUACAACGACGACGAACUGCCCGCCGACGUCAUCAUCCUGUCUACAUCCGAUCCUGAUGGAGCCUGUUACGUCGAGACAAAGAACUUGGAUGGCGAGACUAACCUAAAAGUCCGACAAGCUCUUCGUUGUGGCCGAUCGAUUAGGCAUGCCCGUGACGCCGAGCGUGCCGAGUUCAGGAUUGAGAGUGAAGCGCCUCAUCCCAAUCUGUACAAAUAUAAUGGAGCUAUUCACUGGCAGCAGGCUGUGCCGGGAUAUCCGGAUGAUGACCCCGAGGAUAUGACUGAACCCAUCACCAUUGACAAUCUUCUGCUUCGAGGCUGCAACUUGCGCAAUACCGAAUGGGUCCUCGGUGUUGUUGUCUUUACGGGUCACGACACGCGAAUCAUGAUGAAUGCCGGUAUUACACCAAGCAAGCGAGCUAGAAUUGCCAGAGAGAUGAACUUCAACGUCAUCUGCAAUUUUGGAAUCCUUCUCAUCAUGUGUCUUCUUGCCGCCAUUGUGAAUGGUGUUGCUUGGGCCAAGACUGAUGCUUCUCUUCAUUUCUUUGAGUUUGAGUCCAUUGGUGGAAGUGCCCCUAUGAGCGGUUUCAUCACCUUUUGGGCUGCCAUCAUUCUGUUUCAGAACUUGGUGCCAAUCUCACUUUACAUCACGCUGGAAGUCGUGAGGACGCUUCAGGCGAUUUUCAUCUUCAGUGAUGUCGAAAUGUACUAUGAACCAAUUGACCAGCCUUGCAUCCCAAAGUCCUGGAACAUAUCCGACGACGUGGGCCAGAUUGAGUAUAUAUUUUCAGACAAGACUGGUACGCUUACGCAGAACGUCAUGGAGUUCAAGAAGGCGACAGUCAACGGGCAACCCUACGGCGAAGCAUACACCGAGGCACAGGCUGGUAUGCAGAAGCGGAUGGGCGUGGAUGUCGAAAAGGAGGGGGCUCGUAUUCAGGCCGAGAUUGCUGAAGCCAAGGUACGAGCCCUCCAGGGCCUUCGCAAAAUCAACGACAACCCAUAUCUACACGACGAUGCCCUGACGUUUAUUGCCCCUGAUUUCGUCUCCGACCUGGCUGGAGAGAAUGGCCAAGAGCAGCAAUCAGCCAUUGAGGAGUUCAUGCUAGCAUUGGCCCUUUGCCACACAGUCAUUGCAGAGAAGACUCCGGGUGAACCCCCCAAAAUGACGUUCAAGGCGCAAUCUCCCGACGAAGAAGCCUUGGUAGCCACGGCUCGUGAUAUGGGCUUCACCGUUUUGGGCCACUCAGGCGACGGCAUCAACCUCAACGUAAUGGGUGAAGAACGCCACUAUCCGAUACUCAAUACCAUCGAAUUCAAUUCCAGUCGAAAGCGCAUGAGUUCCAUUGUCAGAAUGCCUGACGGCCGAAUCGUCUUGAUUUGCAAGGGAGCCGACUCGGUCAUUUAUGCGCGGUUGAAGCGAGGUGAGCAGCAGCAACUUCGACGUGAGACCGCCGAGCACCUCGAGAUGUUUGCUCGUGAAGGUCUUCGUACGCUCUGCAUUGCCCGUAAAGACUUGACCGAGGCCGAAUACCGCAGUUGGAAGAAGGAGCAUGACGAAGCUGCAUCGGCUCUCGAAAAUCGCGAAGAGAAGCUGGAAAAUGUGGCGGACAUGAUUGAACAAGAGCUCUACCUCCUUGGCGGCACCGCUAUCGAGGAUCGUCUCCAGGAUGGCGUUCCCGAUACUAUCGCUCUGCUUGCCAAGGCUGGUAUUAAGCUAUGGGUCCUGACCGGCGACAAGGUCGAGACGGCCAUCAACAUUGGCUUCUCCUGCAAUUUACUCAGUAACGACAUGGAACUGAUUCACCUGAGAGUCGAAGAAGACGAGAGUGGGGAGACUUCAGACGAUGCGUUCCUUGAGAAUGUUGAAAAGCAACUGGAUCAAUACCUUCAGGUCUUUGGCAUAACAGGAAGUGAUCAAGAUCUUGCUUUGGCUAGGAAGAACCACGAACCCCCUGGCCCGACACACGGGGUCGUGAUUGAUGGCUUCACGCUUCGCUGGGCCCUCCACGACAAGCUGAAACAGAAGUUCUUGUUGUUAUGCAAGCAAUGCCGGUCAGUUUUGUGCUGCCGUGUCAGCCCAGCCCAAAAGGCUGCCGUUGUUGCCAUGGUCAAGAAUGGAUUGGAUGUUAUGACCCUGUCCAUUGGCGAUGGUGCAAAUGAUGUAGCCAUGAUACAGGAAGCCGAUGUUGGCGUUGGAAUUGCCGGAUUGGAAGGUCGACAGGCCGCCAUGUCUUCGGACUAUGCGAUUGCCCAGUUCCGAUUCCUUCAGAGACUGGUACUUGUUCACGGUCGAUGGUCCUAUCGAAGGCUAGCAGAAAGUAUCAGCAAUUUCUUCUACAAGAACAUGGUCUGGACGUUUGCCAUCUUCUGGUACGAGGCCUUCUGCGAUUACGACAUGACCUAUCUUUUCGACUAUACGUAUAUUCUCAUGUUCAACCUGUUCUUUACAUCCGUACCUGUUGCUAUCAUGGGUGUCCUCGACCAGGAUGUGUCGGACAAGGUCUCUCUUGCUGUGCCUGAACUUUAUCGCCGCGGUAUUGAGCGUCUGGAGUGGACACAGAAGAAGUUCUGGCUCUACAUGGUCGACGGCAUCUACCAGUCGGUUAUGGUUUUCUUCAUUCCUUACCUGCUCUUUAUCCCUGCCAAAUCAGUGACCUUGGAUGGUCUCGGCCUUGAGGACAGGCUUCGAUUCGGUGCAUACGUUGCCCAUCCGGCCAUCUUGGCCAUCAACGGGUACAUCUUGAUCAACACGUAUCGCUGGGACUGGCUCAUGCUUCUUAUUGUAGUUAUCAGUGAUGUUUUCAUCUUUUUCUGGACAGGCAUCUACACCUCAUUCACCUCAUCCGGCUUUUUCUACAACACAGCCGCUCAGGUUUACGGAGAGGCGACUUUCUGGGCGGUCUUCUUUCUCGUUCCCGUUAUUUGCCUCUUUCCUCGAUUCGCUAUCAAGGCGCUCCAAAAGGUCUAUUGGCCAUACGACGUCGAUAUCAUCAGGGAACAAGAGCUUAUGGGACGGUUUGCUCAUCUUGACAAGGGCGCUGCAGGAGAAGCCGACAGUGCAGAGAGCUCUAGUGGGAAGUCAGGGUCCGAGAGUCCAAGGAAAGCAAAGCACAUGACAUAUGGCAGCGUGGACGAAGACCUGCGACCAAUAUAUCCGCCGUCGACGGCUACGCGGGCCACAACCCACAAUAGAACUCAAAACGGCAGCGAUUCGACAAACUAUACUGCGAACCGCAUGUCGCUCGACGUCCCCGCCCAGGGUCGUCAUUCGACAGAACGCGCGAGACCGUCGUACGACCGAAUGCGCAUGUCGAUGGAUCGCGUCCGACCCAGCUUCGAGGCGAGUAAUGACUUUACUUCGGCAGCUCGACUGUCACGGAUCGAAUCAAGCCAAUCUCACGCUCAGCCGCCUCAGGGCGGUCGGUUCAAGGCAAGACUCCGUGGACUGUCCUUGACCAAGAGUGCAAACGUUUAG